AUGACAAACACGACAAGAAACCAGUUCAACAGAUCUAAAGCAGUUAACAAAUUUUUCACUGCAUUAAACCACAGACAAACUCUAAUUAAACCAGUAGACAAAUUAUACAUUAAACCAGUAGACAAACUCUUCACCAAACCAGUAGAGAGACUCUACAUUAAACCAGUAGACAAACUCUACAUUAAACCAGUAGACAAACUCUUCAUUAAACCAGUAGACAAACUCUUCACCAAACCAGUAGACAAAUUCUUCACCAAACCAGUAGACAAACUCUACAUUAAACCAGUAGACAAACUCUACAUUAAACCAGUAGAGAGACUCUACAUUAAACCAGUAGACAAGCUCUUCAUUAAACCAGUAGACAAACUCUACAUUAAAUCAGUAGACAAACUCUACAUUAAACCAGGAGACACUCUUCUUAAGCCAGUAGACAAACUCUUCAUUAAACCAGUAGACAAACUCUACUUUAAACCAGUAGAAAUACUCUGCAUUAAAUCAGUAGACAAACUUUUCACCAAUCCAGUAGACAAACUCUUCCUCAAACCAGUAGACAAUUUUUUUACCAAACCAAAACACAAACUCUACAUUAAACCACUAAAGAAACUCCUCUCCAAACCAGUAGAUAAACUACCCGUAUUCACCAAACCACUAAACAAACUCUUUAAAAAACCAGUAAACAAACUCUUUAACAAACCAGUAAACAAACUCUUUAACAAACCAGUAAACAAACUCUUUAACAAACCAGUGAACAAACUCUUUAACAAACCAGUAAACAAACUCUUUAACAAACCAGUAAACACUCUUUAA
Mytilus trossulus (common blue mussel) is the source of this 807-nucleotide messenger RNA. RefSeq lists its product as uncharacterized. NCBI's taxonomy places the organism in Eukaryota, Metazoa, Mollusca, Bivalvia, Mytilida, Mytilidae. The transcript has 2 exons. The record is from RefSeq and is a predicted model, not a curated record. Bases 1 to 807 code for a protein of 268 amino acids.